AAGUGGAAGUGCCUCAGAUGUUUUGUUAAUUAAGUAAAUUAAUAAGAGUUAUUUUAAUUAAUUCUAGCUGAAUAUUCAAUUAGAUAGAGAGUAUAUUUCAUACAUAAUAAAAUGUUUGGAUAGCAUUCAAUAAAAUUUUGUUAAAUGCUAACUAAUUUGGUGUUGGUUAUUCAAUUAAAAAAUAUAUUUGGUGUGGUGCUUUGCUGAAUGCUGACUGUCAAAUCAAAAUAGUGACUACAAAUAAAUAUAUAUAUACAACUACUUAAGUACCCACAAAACAUGACCGAAUAUAAAUUAGUUGUCGUUGGUGCUGGAGGUGUUGGCAAAUCCGCAUUAACAAUACAAUUAAUACAAAAUCAUUUUGUCGAUGAAUAUGAUCCAACUAUAGAGGAUUCAUAUCGUAAACAAGUGGUUAUUGAUGGUGAAACGUGUUUAUUGGAUAUAUUGGAUACGGCCGGUCAAGAAGAGUAUAGUGCUAUGCGGGACCAAUAUAUGCGAACUGGUGAAGGAUUUCUUUUGGUGUUUGCUGUUAAUUCAGCGAAAAGUUUUGAAGAUAUUGGUUCAUAUCGUGAACAAAUCAAACGUGUCAAAGAUGAAGAAGAAGUGCCUAUGGUAUUGGUCGGCAAUAAAUGUGAUUUACAAGCAUGGGCUGUAGAUAUGAAUCAAGCAAGAGAGGUAGCUAAACAAUAUGGUGUACCAUUCGUGGAAACAUCAGCAAAAACACGAAUGGGUGUCGAUGAUGCCUUCUAUACAUUGGUGCGUGAAAUUCGUAAGUAUAAAACUCGGACGGGUGUCAAACGUCCUGGAACAUUUAAACGUAAACUACGCUGUAGUAUCCUGUAACACUCAACAACAAUAUUCAUUGGAAGUCAUCAUAUUUGAUUUCUACAAAACAACAAUGUAUAUAUAAUAUGCUUUUUUGUUGCAACAAUUAAUUUAUGCAACAAUUAUACACACACACAAAGUUUCUCCAUUGUUGUUAAUCAACAAAGCAUCAUCGAGCAUAUUUUUGUUGAUGAUUAUUACACUUUUAUCAGUGGAAUUUUAUUACUCUUAUAAUACUUUAGUCCUCAGUACUAGUUAUUGUAAAGUGCGACUAAAAUACACCACAGGGAUAAAAUAGUCAUACGAACAAUUUUUAAGUGCCAAUCCUUGAUUGAAUUGAAAAGA
This is a messenger RNA of Chrysoperla carnea, 1170 nucleotides long. It is a transcript of the gene Ras85D, whose product is annotated as GTPase HRas. Lineage: Eukaryota; Metazoa; Arthropoda; Insecta; Neuroptera; Chrysopidae. Gene Ontology annotation, molecular function: GDP binding; GTPase activity; GTP binding. The transcript is spliced from 2 exons. Bases 280 to 843 code for a protein of 187 amino acids. Gene Ontology annotation, biological process: epidermal growth factor receptor signaling pathway; Ras protein signal transduction. Gene Ontology annotation, cellular component: plasma membrane. The record is from RefSeq and is a predicted model, not a curated record.